AUGAGUGCUCGAAUCCGCAGUGGGGAUGCAGGGGCAUUGUCGGAAGCAGAUUUUGAGGAGGCCUUUGAGAAGAUCCCACAUAUGGUGGUGAGUUUUUUACAGCUAUUUCAGGUGUCCAUAUACUUUUUACGAGCGAUAAAUAUUUUAUAUUUUAGCCUCUGAUACCCCGAGAUUUGGACAAGAGAUUCCAAGCUAUUGCGAAGUCGCUAAACAAUGAAGCAGCUAACUGGAUGACGACUUGCGCCUCAGUAAGGCUAUUUCAUUUGUUUUUUAUUGUUUUAGGUAAAAAGUCGGAUAGAAAUGGAUUCUGAGACAUCUGUCUCAUGUAUAAUAUAAAUUGAUGGUUGCUUGUGGGAUUUUGAAUCUUCCGAUGAAUAUUAGUUUUGGAAUAGAAUCUGUGAUUGUUGUUCUGUCUUUUAGACCUUAAAUUUUCCGGACGAUUUGUGAAUUACUCUGUCAAAUAUUUAUCUGAUUUUAGUAGAUGGUAAAGUAAUAUAAAAAUCGAAUUUUCUCCGUAAAUUUGAUGGUUUUCUAGGCUGAACUGGGUAUUCAGGGCAUCUAUAUGCUUUGGAAUAGCUAAAAAUUAUUAUUUUCAGCUAGUAGAAAUCAGAUCGAUCGUGAAAUUUGGUGAACUUGAUGGGAAAACCAUUGCAUCGAGAAUGCUGAGUAUCCAAGAUGAGAUUCGCCAAGCAGUCAGUUCUCUUCGCUCGCAAGUAGCACGGGAUGCUUGCAUGACAGUAGCGUACGUUGCUGCCCAGAUUGGGCACGAAUUCAAGUCGCAAUCCGAAGGAUUACUACCGGAUUUACUUCGGCUCUCCGGCCAGUCUACAAAAAUCAUGGCAACAAGUGGAAUUAUAGCCCUCAAGUACAUAUGCAAGGUGGGUUACGGGGGAUCAUUGUCCACAACAUUUUAGGAGAGAGUAAUUUUUCUCAUUUUAGUACAUUCGAAACCCAACCUUCUUGCAAAUGCUCUUCGAGGAACUGAAAAGUAGCAAGAACAAAUUGAUCCGCGCCACGAUCUCGCAAAUGUUAUACACCAUUGUGGAGGAAUGGCCGGAAGAUACGUUACAAAAGAAUGUUCAGUUGUUAUUCCAAGCGUUGGAGAAGGGCUCUGUUGAUGCGGAUCCAACGGCAAGAAAAUUUUCUAGAGAAGCUAUUCAGAUGGCCGAAGCCAAAAUAUCAGGGGUAAGUUCAGGUUUAUUUUGGCGUUUUCUUGACUUUUAGGGAGGAUGAAGAAAAGUUUUGAUUAGAAUGAGAUGAAUAUCCCCGAACUAUAAGUUUUGGGAUAUUACACUAGGCAAAUUUUGAUGAAAAUUAUCGAAAUGGACAAAAUUUUUGAUGAAUUUGAACGGAAGAUGAUACAGAUAGAAUCAUUCAUUAUGUCUAUGGCCAAAGGGGUUCUAAGCAACACUGCAAUUUACUAUAACUGCAGUUUUUCAUUUUACACUAGGCAUUUUUGAUAAAAGUUGAUGUAUUUUAACGAUUGCUUGACUUAUUGUUAUAUCACACAGAUUUUUAUAGAUGUGAUAAGCCGCUUUACGGCGCUGUUUAGUUUAUUUUCAUGUAUUUUCGCUAAAAUUUUUCUUAUUUUAGUUCUCGGCGAUGUCUUCGGCUCGUGCUAUUCCCACCGCCAGAACCCGAACUGCACAAUCCACGUAUAUCCCAAUGAGAGCCAAGUCCGACAUGACCUCGCACAAAUUGAGGCAGCCAAUGUCCGCAGCAUCGGCUAGAAUUUUGGCGAAUCAAAGGAAACCGAGCAAUCCAUUACCUACAGGGGGCAAUAUUCCGACGAAAAGUCAACGUAAGUUGAGGAAAACGUUAAAUACAUUGAUGGAAUGAAGGUUUUUGAAUAGGGGAAGUUAUUUGAGGGGAAAAGUGGAAACUUGAGUGGGGUUUUAUCUAGUACAAUAUAAAUUUUGGUUCAAAAUGUGGUCGUAGUGAAUGAAAUGCAAUUACUGAAGGCAGAUGAAGACUUCUUGAGUCUGUUUAAGCUGGUGGAACCUGAAAUUUACAAGUUUUUUCGUAAAAUUUUAGCUAGUGUAAUUCAAUUUUUUGACUAAAAUAAUAUCUGGAAUCUUUGAAAAGUUGAAAUUAGAUGGAUAAAUAGAAACUAGGGACAAAAUGAAGAGUCGGCGUACCUAUUUUUCUUAAUUUAUUAUUGUUUUUUUUUUUGAUAUUGUACUACAUAUAAUUUUUAAAAAAUUUUCAGCAAGCAGCCGGAACGCCUCCCCGAAACGCCAACGCCCCACUCCAACCCAAACACCCAUCCAAACAUCCUCCAGCAGCUCAGCCAUCCGAUCUCGAGUCCUCAACGAACGCCGCAUCAACGGAAACGGAGGCUCGGCCGUUGUCCCGCCACGCCCGGUCAAUGGCGACAUGAAGGGUCGACAGCAACCAUUCAGACAAGUCUCAGAGCCAAAGAUCCACCAUGUAAGACAGAUGCGAUCCCCAUCCCCGACCAAAGUCGCCAAUGGAAAUUCUGAGGUGAGAUUUUGAUGUUUUUUUUGUUGUUUUUUUAGGAUGGAGAAGGUGUUUUGAACAAGAAUUUUUACCUUGUUUUAGCAAAAAUUCUAUCCGUUUUUUUCUGGUUUUUAUGGAUUUCGGAUAAUAUUUUGAGUUUUCCCUUACGUAGGUUCUGUUUUAUGGCUUCCCAAAGCGCUUAAAUUUGGCCUCAUGGGGUUGAGAAAUGUCCUUCCUGAGAAAAUUUGUUAUUGUUGGCAUGAUUAUUCUUGGCUUCUAGGGGGUUUGAAAUGCAUUUUUGAGUGAAUUUCGGACGUAAUUUUGGGAAAAUUUUGAGAUUUUUGAAAAUUUUUAGAUGGAAGUGUCUAGUGUAAUAUAAUAUUUUUGUUUUUUGUGUUGAAAACAAACGUUUCGGGUAUAAAAAGUGAUUGUUUUGCAAAAAAAAUAUGGGUUCCGAGGUAAAACUUGAUUUUUUUCAUCGAAAAAACUGUUGUUUUGACGAAAUUUUUUGUUUGCGGGCUAAAAUUUUGAUUAUUUUGUAAAGAGUCUUGAUUUUUUUGCUAAUAAUUUGAUUUUCAGGGUGGUCGACGAACCCCGUCAAACCUCCGACAACCCUCGGCCAUCAUUACCCCCUCCAAAAAUACGACUCCAGUCUAUCGACCUCAGCAACGGACUGUGACACAACUGACCAGCCAAAUGUCCUCCAUGUCCGUGUCGGACCGAAAUGGAACCGAGGAUGUGCACGGGUUGUUGAUGAAGACCCAACCCCGAACUGACGGUAGCCUGCUCUCGAACCCCGAAGCCCGAGAGGCCCUGGAUCAGCUGGCCCGAUUGGUGGGCGACAACAAGGUCAUCCAGAUGGAUUAUUACUUCCCUCAGAUGUUCAGCCGCGCCCUCGACCUCGCCUGCAACCCGGAUGUGGAGAAUCUGGUCCGCUGCGCCGCCGUCAGACUGGUCAAGGCCCUGGUGAAGCAAUCAAAAGGAAUCUCCCAGCGAAUUAACACCUUAAUCACCGAGAUUUUGAACCUGGAAGAGAAUGAGCUCCAAUUGCACAAGGAAGUCGAGGAUUUAUACGUCGAAAUUUCCAAUUCCAUCCCCAGUCAUGUGAUCCUACCGACGUUGUUGAACUUGGUGAAGCAAACCAAGCCCACAGACCCCACCAAGAAGGUCUGCGCCAAACUCAAGUUACUGCCCUAUGUGUUGCAUAAAACGGACCCGGACUCGGUGGAAAGCAUGGUCGAUGAAGUGGUCCCAGUACUUUGUCAGGUGAGCUGGGGCUUUUUUUAGGAGGAGGAGAACUCCGUAUAUCGUGAAGGGAUGGUGUAUGGAGAUGGGGAUGAAAACAGGAUUUUUUUGGACAUCGUUGUGAUUUUUGAAAUGAAGUUGGGGUUUUUUUAGGUGGAAUGAAUAGUUUAGGGAAUGAGGAAGAGUUUGAUAGGGCAGUGGUGGGAGAGAGAAUUUUAGUGGGAACCCUUUUUUCUUUUCUUUUUUUUUUGGAUUUUUUGGAGGAAAAAGUGAGGGUUUUUUAUGGAAUUUUCUUUUUCGGGGGAAAAUUUUUAAAAAAAAUUUUAUUGAAUGAGGAAAUUUAGGGAAGGCAAAAUGUUUUAUAAAGUCAGUAGAGGUAGAUGACGUGAUUUGAAGGGAACAUUUUGGAUUUUUUUGAUGGAAAAAAUUUGAUUUUUUAAUGAAAUUUUGGGAUUUUUUGGGAAUUUUCCGUUUUUUUUUUGAGGAAAUUGAGAUUUUUUUUUGAAUGAGGAAGAUUGUAAAAAGCCUCAAAGAUGCUAAAUUGUAUAAGGAAGGAUAUAAUUGGGUUUUUUACGGAAAAAAUUUUGGGGAUUUGAAAAAAAAUUCCGAUUUUUUGUUGUAAAAUUGACAAAAUAAAGGAAAUCUGAUUGAAUUGGGUAAAAUACGCUUCGUUGUCUCGCCAACUUUAAUUUAAUUUUCUAAUCCUGCCGUAUUUCAGAUCUACGAGUCCUCGAAUGCCAGCACCGUCCGCCGCGAUUGUGUCAUCUGCUUGAUUGUGUUCAAAAACAAGGUGGGAAUGGAAAGAUUGAACCAAAUAUUGAACACCACCCUCGAGAAACUGGUCGAUGCCUACAGUAAACGUCAUAAUAUGGCAGUGUGGAAAUGA
Bursaphelenchus xylophilus (pine wood nematode) is the source of this 4591-nucleotide messenger RNA. NCBI's taxonomy places the organism in Eukaryota, Metazoa, Nematoda, Chromadorea, Rhabditida, Aphelenchoididae. The record is from the annotation of a GenBank genome assembly.